CGAUCAUCUAAGUAGCCUAAUGAGCAUUCGGAAAAAACGGAUCUGACACGAAAUUUAGAUCCGAAGGCGAAAGAGAUGAAGAUCAGCGGUUCCACUCGAGAUCCAAAUUUUUUAAAUUUUCAUGGUGAAGGCGAUCCAUUAUUUACGCUUGAAAAAUUUAGAUUUUACGUACAUGAUAGCCUAGAACAAAGUUUUGAAUCCUUUAGAAAUAUCCCUUCGACACAAAACACUCAACCACUAACAGGGGACCAGGUAUAGGAGGUCAUACAUUCCAGGUUUAGAUUCAUUUCUAAAUCACAGUCACACGUUCACACUUUCAAGAUGAAGUUUGUCCGCAGCAAGCAGUCCAUUGUCCUGCCGAAGGGCGUCACCGUGGAGGUUAAGGCCCGCAAGGUCACCGUCAAGGGCCCGCAGGGAACCCUGAAGCGCGACUUCACCCACCUCCCGGUCUCCAUCGCGAAGAUCGACGGCGGAAAGAAGUUGGAGGUCAGCCUCUACUUCGGCCUGUCCAAGCAGAUCGCGUCUCUGCGAACGGUAUACUUAAAAGAUAAUCGUCAUUGAUGAAAUUACUUUGCGUCAUCCCACGUUGGGCGCUGGCGCACACCGACAUUGCUCAUAUCGCCUAGUACAAGCUUUUAAGUUUCCCUCUUGUCUUCCUCAUUUAGAAAUCUAAAAAACCUAAAUGAUUUUUUUCCCAUGAAAAAUUAUCCCAGGUGUGCUCCCACAUUGACAACCUGAUCACCGGUGUGACCAAGAAGUACCGUUAUACUCUGCGCUUGGUGUACGCGCAUUUCCCGAUCACCGCCUCCAUCACCAACGGUGGCAAGCGCAUCGAGAUCAAGAACUUCUUGGGCGAGAAGAUCACCCGCGUUAUCGACAUGAUCGGCGAGGCUAAGGUACACUAGCGAUUCAUGUUUUAGGUUUUUGCAGCUUGAUUUUGAUUAUGGGUCUAUCCGCAUGGCAAAUCUAUCACACUACCAUGCCCAUGCGAGAAUGAGUGAGAUCCUGGCUGAGGGAAAGGCUGUGUUGAGAGAGCGGACGAUUUGGAUGCAUUUGGAUAGCUAAGCACAGCUCCACCUUUCGCUUGUUCGUCCCCUUGACAACAUGAUUUGGUUUAGACAAAAAUCUAAAUCGAACGACCUUGAUACAGGCCAUCAAGUCCGAGGCUACCAAGGACGAAAUCCUGAUCGAGGGUCCGGAUAUCGAUGACACUUCCCGCUCCGCCGCCCUGAUCCACCAGUCUUGCCUGGUCAAGAACAAGGAUAUCCGUAAGUUCUUGGACGGCAUCUACUGCAGCGGUCACGGACCGAUCGAGGAAAUGUAA
This is a messenger RNA of Amoebophrya sp. A120, 1324 nucleotides long. Lineage: Eukaryota; Dinophyceae; Syndiniales; Amoebophryaceae. The record is from the annotation of a GenBank genome assembly.